Molecule: messenger RNA, 1195 nt
Organism: Nicotiana tabacum (common tobacco)
Lineage: Eukaryota; Viridiplantae; Streptophyta; Magnoliopsida; Solanales; Solanaceae
Source: RefSeq, a predicted model, not a curated record
GCAGAGUAUUCCUCCAAGAUAAAGCUAAGAAUGCAUCCAAUGUCUUUUACACAUCAACAAUUCCUCCACUUUAAUCUUCCUCAAGUGGCGCCGCCGGCGCCGGCGCCGGCGCUAUGGAGUGUCUCUUCACGUCCUUGGCUAUCAAUUAGAAAGAGGGAGAUGGAAUGUUUGACGAUUACUGCUGCUGCAGCGGGAGAUUUAAGUGCAGAUGCUACUAGUAGUAGUAGUGCCAAAGGGUCGGGAACCACCGCCAGAGGGCGGAGGCUGUUGAAGGUCAGGGAGGAGAAGAGGAAACGUGAAUAUGAACGUCUCCACAACUACCCUGCUUGGGCCAAAGUGCUAGAAGAUGCUUGUAAGCAUGACACAGAGCUUCGUGCUGUGCUUGGUGAUAGUAUUGGCAAUCCAGAGCUUAUGAGGAAAAGGGUCGAAGAAAGAGUUCGAACCAAGGGCCAAAAUUUUUACAAGUCUAAAACAGGAUCUGUGCUUACAUUCAAAGUCAGCUUUAGAGAUUUUAAUCCUCUUGAUUCGUACAUAUGGUUCGAAUUAUACGGCUCACCAUCUGAUCGAGACGUUAACCUUCUCGGUAGUGUUAUCCAGGCAUGGUAUGUCAUCGGCCGAUUAGGCGCAUUUAACUCAUCUAAUUUGCAGCUGGGGGGUUCAUCGUUGGAGUUUGAUCCUCUUUAUGAUGCAGACAAAGGCUCCAAGGUGAUGCCUUCAUCGUUCCAUGACAUAAGUAAUGUUGAAUUCCAGGACAAUUGGGGCAGAGUUUGGGUGGAUCUUGGUACAGCUGAUUUCUUCUCAAUUGACGUACUUCUCAAUUGCUUGACUGUAUUGAGCUCAGAAUAUUUAGGCAUUCAACAAGUGGUUUUUGGUGGUCGUCGGAUGGGUGAUUGGGAAGAGGGAAUGACCAAUUCUGGUGACGGAUACAAAUAUUUUGAAAUUUGACGGAGGAAAUGCAACAAAAUCAAGAAUCAGCUGGGAGGAAAUGGAUAGUAGAUUUAUCAAGCAAAUGAAAUAUUUAGCUCUUCAAUUUGAAGAGAGAUGUAGUUUUGUAGUAUUAUCCUUAUGAUACGAUAGUAUUUGGGAUAGGACUCCGUUACUGUAUUAAUGAUAGUAGUGAAGUUAAAUGAUUAGAAAAAGUGAUUAAUGUGCAGAGCUAAUGAUAGUAUAUCUAUAAUAGCUUUUUCAUACUCAA